Molecule: messenger RNA, 1132 nt
Organism: Prosopis cineraria
Lineage: Eukaryota; Viridiplantae; Streptophyta; Magnoliopsida; Fabales; Fabaceae
Product: endochitinase
Exons: 2
Coding region: 16-981 (321 amino acids)
Biological process (GO): defense response to fungus; cell wall macromolecule catabolic process; carbohydrate metabolic process
Molecular function (GO): chitinase activity; chitin binding
Source: RefSeq, a predicted model, not a curated record
CAUCAAAUCCAACAGAUGGAGAGCACUAACGACAAGAUGUGGCUAGUCCUUAGUGUGCUGCUGUGCUUCACGGUCGGAGGAUUAGCGGAGCAGUGCGGCAGACAAGCAGGGGGUGCCUUGUGCCCCGGCGGCCUCUGCUGCAGCCAAUUCGGUUGGUGUGGUUCCACAACCGAAUAUUGCGGUCCUGGUUGCCAGAGCCAAUGCGGCGCUGCCCCUCCACCCGGUGGCCUCAGCGGCAUCAUCUCCAGGGACACCUUCAACCAGAUGCUCAAGCACCGCGACGACGGUGCCUGCCCGGCCAGAGGCUUCUACACCUACGAUGCCUUCAUUCAGGCCGCCAAGUCUUUCCCCGCCUUCGGCAGCACCGGCGAUGUUGCCACGCGCAAGAGGGAGAUCGCGGCUUUCCUCGGUCAAACUUCCCACGAGACCACCGGCGGUUGGCCCAGCGCUCCGGACGGUCCUUAUGCCUGGGGCUACUGCUUCAACAAGGAACGAAAUCCACCGAGCGCUUACUGUGAGCCCAAACCUCAGUAUCCGUGUGCUCCCGGCAAGCAAUACUAUGGCCGCGGACCCAUCCAACUCUCCUGGAACUACAACUACGGACAGUGCGGAGGAGCCAUAGGAGUGGACUUGCUCAACAACCCUGACCUGGUGGCGAGUGAUGCGGUCAUAUCCUUCAAGACAGCACUGUGGUUCUGGAUGACGCCGCAGUCGCCGAAGCCAUCGUGCCACGACGUCAUCACGGGGAGAUGGUCGCCCUCAGCCGCUGACAGGGCUGCGGGUCGACUUCCGGGAUACGGAACCACCACUAACAUCAUCAACGGAGGGCUAGAGUGCGGAAGAGGACAGGACUCGAGGGUUGCGGAUCGCAUUGGAUUUUUCAAGAGAUACUGCGACAUUCUAGGUGUGGGCUAUGGCUCCAACCUCGACUGCUAUUCCCAGAGGCCAUUCGGUUCUUCCUCACUCGUCGACGCCAUCUAAAUUCUUCUCUUCUCAUCCCAUCUCAACCAAUAAAUGAUUUCGAUACCUGUCUCUUCAACCCUGUUUGCUGUACCCGUGUUGGAGUCUCAUCUCAUCUCAUCUCAUCUCUGAUCGUAAUAAAUAAAUUCAGCUCUUGCUGGACCAUAUGCAA